AUGGCAGAUCAGUCACAAGCAUCAUGUAAGACUACUGGUAACAAUAAUACAGCAACUGGACCAGCACCAGCUUCUUCUUCCGAAUAUAUCAAAUUGAGAGUUGUAGGACAGGACUCGAACGAGGUACAUUUUCGUGUGAAGUUUGGCACAAGCAUGGGGAAACUGAAAAAGUCUUAUGCAGAUCGAAUGGGUGUUGAUGUUGGUUCAUUGCGCUUUUUAUUUGACGGACGGCGAAUCAAUGAUGAAGAUACUCCUAAGACACUGGAAAUUGAAGAGGAUGAUAUAAUUGAAGUUUAUCAAGAGCAAGUUGGUGGUCAUUUUGUUCAGUAA
This is a messenger RNA of Brugia malayi, 330 nucleotides long. RefSeq lists its product as uncharacterized. The transcript has 3 exons. Gene Ontology annotation, biological process: protein sumoylation. Gene Ontology annotation, molecular function: ubiquitin-like protein ligase binding; protein tag activity. The record is from RefSeq and is a predicted model, not a curated record. Gene Ontology annotation, cellular component: nucleus; PML body. Lineage: Eukaryota; Metazoa; Nematoda; Chromadorea; Rhabditida; Onchocercidae. The coding region runs from base 1 to 330 and encodes 109 amino acids.